Messenger RNA from Fusarium tjaetaba, 1551 nucleotides. Its product is annotated as sphinganine palmitoyltransferase subunit 1. The coding region runs from base 1 to 1551 and encodes 516 amino acids. Lineage: Eukaryota; Fungi; Ascomycota; Sordariomycetes; Hypocreales; Nectriaceae. The transcript is spliced from 4 exons. Gene Ontology annotation, cellular component: endoplasmic reticulum. Gene Ontology annotation, molecular function: pyridoxal phosphate binding; serine C-palmitoyltransferase activity. Gene Ontology annotation, biological process: sphingosine biosynthetic process; ceramide biosynthetic process. The record is from RefSeq and is a predicted model, not a curated record.
AUGGAACUCGAUGCCCUCCAAGCCCAGGUGGGCGAAAUCCUCGAACAGGCCGCCGUAUACUUCCAUAAAGUCCCUGGUUCUGCAGUAUUUAUGCGCUACAUCCAGUCGAGUUAUCAGAACGACCCCGUGCGAUCCGCCAUUGAACUUGUGCUGCUUCUCUUCUUUAUCCGCUAUCUCCUGUCGCCUUCUUACUCGACCCGUAAGCAGAAUUACAUCAAGCUGAGAGAGGAGGAAAUUGAGGAACUGAUCGAUGAAUGGCAGCCUGAGCCUCUCGUCGUCGAGCAGACUCCAUUUGAGGUUACUGAAGCCGAACGCCUUCCUGUCCUCGUUGGCCCUACUGGUCCCAAGACUAAACUCGCCAACGGCCGAACUGUUACCAAUCUCGCAUCAUACAACUUCUACAACUUCAACGGAAAUGAUCAGAUUAAGGACAAGGCUAUUCAGGUUCUACGCACCUAUGGUGUUGGCCCUUGCGGCCCUCCCCAGUUCUACGGUACCCAGGACGUUCACAUGAAGACUGAAGCCGACAUUGCCGCGUAUCUGGGCACCGAAGGCUGCAUCGUCUACGCUCAAUCCUUCAGCACUAUCUCUAGUGUCAUUCCCUCUUUUUCCAAGCGUGGUGACGUUAUCAUCGCUGAUCGUAAUGUCAACUUCGCUAUUCGCAAAGGUCUCGAGCAAUCGCGAAGCACCAUCCGCUGGUACGAACACAACGACAUGGAUGCUUUGGAAGACGCUAUGAAGGCUGUCGCCCGGGAGCAGGCCAAUGCCAGAAAACUUACCCGUCGUUUUGUCGUAACUGAAGGCUUGUUUGAGCUCUCUGGGGAUUCUAUCGAUUUGCCCCGCCUGGUUGAGCUUAAAGAGAAGUACAAGUUCCGCGUUAUUCUAGAUGAAACCUGGUCUUUUGGUGUUCUCGGCCGUACCGGUCGUGGUAUUACUGAGGCGCAAAACGUGGAUCCCCAACAAGUUGACAUGAUCAUCGGUUCCCUCGCUGGACCUCUCUGUGCCGGUGGUGGCUUCUGUGCUGGUCCCAAGGAUGUGGUCGAGCACCAGCGCAUCACAUCCUCUGCGUAUACAUUCUCUGCCGCUCUCCCUGCCAUGUUGGCUGUCACCGCCAGUGAGACCCUCAACCUACUGCAGUGUAACCCCGAAAUCCUGGCGCAGUCUCGCGAGAAUAUCAAGGCUAUGAGGGCUCAAUUGGAUCCCCGCAGUGAUUGGGUUUACAGCCCAAGCGACCCCGAGAACCCUAUUAUGCUCCUUGUCCUCAAGCCCGAAGUUGUGGCUGCCCGUAAGCUCGGAUUGGAAGAUCAAGAACGCAUCUUUCUGGACUGUGUGGAAGAGACUCUUGCCAACGGCGUCUUGAUCACAAGAACCAAGACUAGGCCUUAUGCACACGCUGUCAAGCCCAAGGACGGCGCAUGGUUUGCCCAGCCUGCUCUUCGAAUUUGCGUUACAUCAGCACUGUCUAAGAAGGAUAUUGAGAAGGCCGGUGUGACUAUUCGACAUGCUAUCACCAAGGUCAUGACACGAAAGACGAGCACCAAGACCGCCUGA